Ochlerotatus camptorhynchus is the source of this 4872-nucleotide messenger RNA. Its product is annotated as protein phosphatase PP2A 55 kDa regulatory subunit. The record is from RefSeq and is a predicted model, not a curated record. Lineage: Eukaryota; Metazoa; Arthropoda; Insecta; Diptera; Culicidae. Gene Ontology annotation, molecular function: protein phosphatase regulator activity; protein binding. Gene Ontology annotation, cellular component: protein phosphatase type 2A complex; cytosol. The transcript is spliced from 6 exons. The coding region runs from base 1721 to 3445 and encodes 574 amino acids.
GUUCUGUGGCAGGAAGCGAGCAGUAAGAAGCAAUAAAGUGAAUGAUCAAAACUACUAAACAUGUGAUUAUCUCCUGAGUGAUAACUGCGCCAUCUGUGUUGCAGAAAAGUGCAAAUCUGUUGUUGUUUUCUUCGAAGUAACUUGUAGUGCCUCUGAUUGUUACAUUGCUGUUCAUUGUUCGAAAAUUGUUGACCCGGAAGCGGGGAAUUUACGUCUUCGAGUGACUUAAAACAAGCGAAACCCGCUGGUAUUUAGGCAGAUAGUGUUAAUUAUGUUUGUUUAAAACUUAACUUACCUUUGUCAGUGUUGUCGACGUGGUCCGCGAGAACUGUUAUAUAUGGCUAUAAUAAUGUGUCGUAGUGGAUGAGUGAAAUCCGUUCAGCUGACGGUAGAAGAGGGUGCUGUUUGUUUAUCAUCCAUAGCCCGUGUGUACUUCAAGCGCAGGAGGCGUAGAAAAGAGAUACGGAGUUCAUAAUAGCAGUACACCCAUAUAGGUAUCUACAUUAUAGAGUGCGGCGGCUUGUCUGUUGACUCAUUAUUUAGACUACAUAUAGGUACGAAUUAUCUCGCCAGCAGACCAGCAAAGUGUGUGGAGGGCGAGGUAGUCAUCAUCUCCGUAUUCUCCGCCACCAAUGCCCAUCAGUUGUGUCAAGUGUGUGAAGCUCGUUGCAUCAGACCGGGACCGGGACAUCCUCCAACCUACGGUGUGAUAAUUCUGCAACUGCUGGGAGCAAAGCGGAGCAAGAAGUUAUACGUGUGAUAAUAGUAAUUUGUUUUAGUGCAAUUUUCUAAUUAAUGGCUGCCCAGCGGGACGCCAUCUGGUGGGAGUGAAAGUGUCAAGUGCGAGCGUGUCAAAGCAACCGGCGCUGCAUCAGCAAGGAGAACUGCAAAUUUACGACACAGUCAACGAGAGAUUACCCGAGUCCCACCGCAGUAUUUGCGGUAUUUCCGUUCGUGUCUAGUGAAGAAAGUGUGUAACGUCACAAAGAGUCCGAGAAAAUUUCAUUCAAAACUCAAAAGUACGGGAUUAUUACUUUUGCUCUAGCAGAGCAGUAGCACCACCACCAGCAGCAGCAGCAGCCGGUGCGGUUUUUGCAUGAAGAAAGGACCAAACCGUCUCGUCGUACGUGCAUCCGAUUCAGUGACGACGCACCCCGUCGUCGUGCCCUCGGUCGUGCCGUAACCUUCGUCGUAUCCAUUUAGUAGCAAACCGUGCACAGCUGCAGCUUCCAGACCUAUCACAACGUAUGCAUUCACCGCACGAAAUUGACUACGACGACGACGACGACGACAACGGCUAUUACUUCUACGCCAACGGCCGCGACCGCAUUCGCAUUUGCUGCCGGUGCACUCGUCGAGGAGAAAUUGCUAAAAUAAGGCCAUCAACGUCCAGUCCCAUCGUCGUUGUGACAAACGGCCUCAUCGAUAGCAACAACAACAACAACAACAACAACAGCAGUGAUCACAGACGGCGGCGGCGUCGCCGACGACGACGGCGGUCGUUCACGUUCAACGUAACCUAGAAAAGUUACACACACUCAGUGCACUUCUGCAACAAAAUUUCCAUUUUAGCACGUCGCGGUGAUCGCGCGAUCGCGUUUUUCUGUUGUUGUCGCGCGAUGAUUGUUGAUGAGCGUCAAGAUUUAUUUGUCAUUUGCCAGUGAUAGAGAGGGACGGGAGGACAAACAGACGAAUGGUCGGAAAUCGGUGUGAAUAAUUAAUGAUUUAUGGUUCAAACAAACCGUCAUCAGGAGCAUUACCAUCAUCAUCAUCAUCAGCAGCAUCAUCGUCGUCGUCGACAGUGUCGGAGAGUUCGAUGAAGUCCAAAGUUCAAACUAGCAUUAGGCAGAGCACACCCUCGUUGGGCCGAUGGGGCCGUUCGACGCUGAGCUCCAGUCCGAUUGCCAUUCCCGGCGGGGGUGGCAGCGGAGGUGGAGGAGGGAGCAGUGGAAGUCCAGAAUAUGUCAGUCCUCCGCAUAGUCCCAACUCGCCGCCACCGAUACCACCACGACCUGUGAUACGACAGUCCAGCUUUACCAAGAUCGGCUACAUGAUCAAUACGGCCGUCAAUGGGACCAAGAAGCAGUUCAUCAGCAGUACCAGUGGCAGCGGGGGCAAUGGCGAUACAUCCUGGUGCUUUUCACAGAUAAAGGGUGCCCUCGACGACGAUGUCACCGACGCGGACAUCAUCUCGUGUGUGGAGUUCAACCACGAUGGCGAGCUGCUGGCCACCGGCGACAAGGGCGGCCGAGUUGUCAUAUUCCAGAGAGAUCCUGCCUCGAAAUCGUCCACCCCGCGGCGCGGCGAGUACAACGUCUAUUCCACCUUCCAGUCACACGAGCCCGAGUUCGACUAUCUGAAGUCACUAGAAAUAGAGGAGAAAAUCAACAAGAUCCGAUGGCUGAAGCGCAAGAACCAGUCGCACUUCCUGCUGUCGACCAACGACAAGACGAUAAAGCUGUGGAAGGUCUCGGAGCGGGACAAACGGGUCGAAGGGUACAACACGCGGGAGGACAACGGCAGCGUGCGUGAUCCGUCGUCGAUCAGCGCGCUGCGGGUGCCAGCGAUAAAGCCAAUGGACCUGAUGGUGGAGGCGUCGCCCCGUCGGAUCUUCGCCAAUGCUCACACCUACCACAUCAACUCGAUAUCGGUCAACUCGGACCAGGAGACGUACCUCUCGGCGGACGACCUCCGGCUCAACCUGUGGCACCUGGAGAUCACCGACCAGAGCUUCAACAUCGUCGACAUCAAGCCGGCCAACAUGGAGGAACUGACGGAGGUCAUCACGGCGGCCGAGUUCCAUCCGACCGAGUGCAACGUGUUCGUGUACUCGAGCAGCAAGGGUACAAUUAGGUUAUGUGAUAUGCGCUCGUCCGCGCUCUGCGACCGGCACGCGAAACUGUUCGAGGAACCGGAGGACGUGGACAUCACCAACAAGAGCUUUUUUCGCGAGAUCAUCAGCUCGAUCAGUGACGUCAAGCUGAGCAACACCGGCCGGUACAUGAUAUCCCGAGAUUAUCUGAGUAUUAAGGUGUGGGAUCUGCACAUGGAGACGAAACCGAUCGAGACGUAUCCGGUGCACGAAUACCUCCGCACGAAGCUGUGCUCACUGUACGAGAACGACUGCAUCUUCGACAAGUUCGAGUGCUGCUGGAACGGCAACGACAGUUCGAUCAUGACCGGCAGCUACAACAACUUCUUCCGCGUGUUCGACCGCAACAGCAAGAAGGACGUCACGCUGGAAGCGUCCCGGGACAUCAUCAAGCCGAAGACGGUCCUGAAGCCGCGCAAGGUCUGCACCGGGGGCAAGCGGAAAAAGGACGAAAUCAGCGUCGACUGUUUGGACUUCAACAAGAAGAUCCUGCACACCGCCUGGCACCCCCUCGAGAACAUCAUCGCCGUCGCCGCUACCAAUAAUCUAUUUAUAUUUCAGGAUAAGUUUUAGCUAAUAGUAAGCGUAGUAGUAAUAAUCAAUUAUAAAUGUUUAGGCUGAAACAAACAAAAAAAAAGGGAAGAGAAGAGAUGCAAGAAACUGAUCAAGAGUGGCAGAGCGUCAGCGAACAAUACGAUCGAUGAUGGGUAUGAGAGGCCGAAAGUGGUACGCAGAUUAGUAUUGAGCGCAGGAAAAUGCAGAGAGUUGAAUUCGAGAAGCGUAAUAUAGCAAAUAGAAUCAUGGUGGUAUAUUUCGAAUAGAAAUGAUACAAGAGAGGAGAAGUUAUGAAAUUAAAACACAACAACAAACAAUGUGAAAGCUUUUUAUAAUAUACCAUAAAUAGAGGAGAAACAAAUACAAACAAACGGAGAACUCACACAUAAACAGCAGCAUAAAGGAGAAGCAAGGAAGGCAAAGAAAAAAAAACAAUUAUUAUUACAGAAUUAUCCUUAAUUAAACGAAAAGUAGCAAGCAGAGCAAAAGAUAAAAAAAAAACAAGAAAAUCAACAAAAAAUAAAUGCAGGACUAAAAAAACACACACACAGAAAAUUGAGAUAAGAAGACGAGUGCAGCAGCAGCAGCAGCAGCAACAACAAAAAUAAACACAGCAGCGGCGCAUGUAAAUCGUGUAUGGAUGCAUGUAUGAAUGGGGACACGAUUAGAAAAGUGUGCAUGACGGACGGAUGGAUGUGUGAUAGAUGUAAAAUGUUUAAAAAACAAACACAAAAAAAAAUAGGAAGAAAGGAAAGGCAUGAAGGAGCAACAGCAGCAGCAGCAGCAGCAACAACAACAGCCGAAACGAUUACGAUUAUUAUCAAUUAAUUGAUAGUUUAGUCUUAAAUUUGAUCAUCUUUAUCAUCCAGUAACAACAAAAGCAGCCACAGCAGCAGUGAGCAGAGAGUUAAUAUCGCAACGCCAUCAACAUCAACAUCAUCAUCAUCAUCAUCGUCAUCAUCAGUUUUAUUGAUUAGUCCUUUAUCGGAAAACAGUGCGAAAAUCAGUGACCCUCAGUGGGAGAAAUGAAAUCAAAACACAUAAACAAAAGUUACAAUGAAACAAGCAAAUCAUGAAGCCCCACAGAUAGUAAACAAACAAACGACAGACUUACACAAACUUAAAAUGGUACACACAUACCAACUUGUUGCAUUCUUUAUUAUUAUGAACAUAGAUUAUUGAAAGUAUUUGCUUUAAUUGGCAGGGGUCAUCUCCGCCGGAUGGCGAUGGUAUCAUACCACCCAUCCAAACACAGACUUACACAUACACACACACACACACAAACACAAACACAAUUCUGGAAAGUUCUGAAAGAGCCGCGAUGGCGGCGGAAUCUUUCUCCAGCUUUUCCUUUUUUUUUUAAUGAAAAAAAGAAGACCAUUAAUCAUGUAACAAAAAGCAAAACAAUUGUGGAACAAGAAGAAAACGAAUAUGAAGCUAAGAGA